Molecule: messenger RNA, 979 nt
Organism: Trichomonas vaginalis G3
Lineage: Eukaryota; Parabasalia; Trichomonadida; Trichomonadidae
Product: DNA/RNA polymerases family
Exons: 1
Source: RefSeq, a predicted model, not a curated record
AUGCCGGGAAGAUUGAAUGGUGUUAUCAUUUGUGAUACAGCAACAAAGAAAGCAAAAGCACUGGGAAUAAUUAAGAAGAAAAAUACUUUAUUCGUGGCUGAAGUAAAGGGUCACAUUGAUGAAAAAUACAUUAAUGAUUACAUAAACUUUUUACCGAUAAUAAGAAACUUAGAUAUUAUCACAGAUGAAAAAACAAUUGGCAGUUUUAUGUAUAAUUACAUGAAAUCAAACAAUCUACCAGUUGACCAGAAACAGAGAAAAUUAACUCAGUUAGCAUCAACACACAACCAAUAUCAACCAUUUUCUUCUUAUUAUCUUUGGUAUCUAAUAGACAGAUUUCAUUUUAUCAUUGAUGACAUUCAAUCAAUUUUAACAUUUACGAAAAACACUUGUUUUAAUGAAUUUGCGAACAAAUUUAUGAACGAAAGACAAAAGGCUGAAUUAGAAGGAAAUAAAGGAAAAAGUUUAUUUUGCAAGAUUUCACUUAAUGGAUCAUAUGGUUACGAUGCAAUGAAUACACAAAAUUACGCAAAGACUAAAAUAAUGAAUGCACAGAAGGCACGCGUUGCAUGUAUGUCAAAUAAGUUUAAAAACAUAAGAGAAAUAGGUGAGGAUACAUAUCAAGUGAUGCUUAAAGAUAGAUUUUAUAGAUGUGAUACAUGUUUACAAGAGGCAUUCUUCACUUUAGAUAAUGCUAAAUACUGGUAUUUGGUUUUCAUUUAUGAUUUUAUGUAUAAAUGCAUGAAUGUUAAUCGUUUUCAUUUCAUUGAAGGUGAUACUGAUUCAUCUUAUUGGGCAAUCGCUGGCGACUCAAAUCUUCCUAACACUCAAGCAUUUCAAGCAAUUGUUACCGAUAAACAAUUUUAUGAUAAAAACAUUUUCAAAUUCGCACCAUUUGAUUUCUUCUGUUUUGAUGAGAAAUUUAAACAUAAAUUAAAGAAUAAAGCUGAAGAAAAAGCACAUGAGAAAAAAUUAUUGG